Molecule: messenger RNA, 1352 nt
Organism: Onychostoma macrolepis
Lineage: Eukaryota; Metazoa; Chordata; Actinopteri; Cypriniformes; Cyprinidae
Product: chemerin-like receptor 1
Exons: 2
Coding region: 149-1084 (311 amino acids)
Biological process (GO): regulation of calcium-mediated signaling; chemotaxis; complement receptor mediated signaling pathway
Cellular component (GO): plasma membrane
Molecular function (GO): complement receptor activity; G protein-coupled receptor activity
Source: RefSeq, a predicted model, not a curated record
CUUUUGGAGCGUUAAAAGCUCACAAACACUGCUUUAAAGGAAAUCGACCAAUCACUGCAGAUUAGCGUCAUGCAAAGGAGAGGAAUCGUUGAACGAAUCAUUUGGGAGUCGCGUGAGCAAAUAAGAACUCUGCUUCCUAUUCAGUAUAAUGGACGGAUACUGCAGGGAAGCAGCAUGUGUAAUCACAGUGAUCUUUAAUGUGAUCAUAUUCCUUCUUGGCAUCAUUGGAAAUGGUGCAGUGAUCUGGAUUACUGGCUUUAAGAUGAAGAAGUCAGUGAGCAGCACCUGGUACCUGAGUCUGGCUCUGUCUGACUUCAUUUUCUGCGCUACUCUCCCUUUCACCAUUGACUACAUAGUGAAGAACAGCUGGAACUCUGGGCUCUUCAUGUGCAAGCUCAACGGUUUUGUUAUACCCCUCAAUAUGUACAGCAGCAUUUUCAUCCUGGUCAUCAUUAGUGUGCAUCGCUGCAUCACAGUCAAGUUUCCCGUCUGGGCCCAGAAUCAGAGCACUGUAAAGAAAGCUUCUAUAGUUGUUGUGUUGGCUUGGAUUGUGUCGUGUUUGCUUAGCAUCCCAUCUGCCACAUUCAGAAAGAUUAUAACUAUAGGAUCAACAGAUAUAUGCGAUAUCGACUUUGAGAAUCACUACAAAACCGUUGUGUCCAUGCAAUUUACUUUUGGGCUUUUGAUUCCAUUCCUGACCAUCUUCACCUGUUACUGCAUCCUGAUCCAUAAACUUAGAGCAAACCAAAUGUCCGAAUCCACCAAGCCCUUCAAGAUCAUGACAUUACUGAUCGCAGCUUUUUUCAUCUGUUGGUUGCCAUUUCAAAUAUUAUCUGUUUUAGUGUUGGACAUAUCUCAACACAGCUAUGCCCUUUACACAGCCCUACAAGUAUCCGUCAUUCUCGCCAGUGCAAACAGCUUUCUAAACCCGUUCAUCUAUGCAUUCAUGGCCAAAGACUUAAAUAUGAAAUGCUAUUCCUUUCUUUCGAAAAUUGAGAGCGCCAUCGAUGAAGAGACCCAAAGUGAUUUCAGAGCAACUUCAAUUACCAAUUCUGAGGAUAACAGACUUUCCAAUGCUGUCUGAAAUUUAAACACGAGUGAUGGACUAAAGAUAUCUCUCUUUAUUCUCUUCCAAGUGUGAUUGGAGAAUGCUGGCCUAUAGACACAACUUACUGUAGCAUUAACAAUCAGUGCAUUUGUUUUGUCUGUUGCAAGUUUAAAAAUAAAUUUAAAUAGAGGUUCAAUGUAAGGUACUUUACAAGUCAUUGUAUUGUUUAAUGAUUUAAAAAAAAAUUGCGACAGCUGUUAAAUAUUUACUCUUUUUAUCUUACCAUUUGUGUUACUAAUUAACA